UACUUUUAAGUAUAGUGUAGUUGGACACGCGUUUCAUCAUCUAUCUGUUUGUUAGUUCUCGGAAAUAGCAUAAAUUAAAGAGAGUGUAGUCAGUUUUGUCUUGAAUUGUCAGCGCCAGGGAAUGACUGAGGUCGAAAAAGGAAUGGAUGCUCUGACAGUGGCAGAGAUAUACACCUCGGAAGCAAAGGGGUGUGAUGAAAGUGGAGAUGGUUCAAAACAGAAGCCUUUUAAAACUGUUUUACAGGCAAUGCGUAAGGCAGUCAAAGAGCCAUUCCCACCUAUUUAUGUGGAUGGAAAAGAAGGAGAGUUUGAUCUGGUGGCUAAAUCUCAGCUGAAGAAAGUGCACAAAAUAUGGCAGAGAGAACAGUAUAAGAAAAUUGAUGCUGAGGUGAAAGCUGCAGAAGAUGCAGACAGGCGUGAAAAGAAUCUGGAAGAAGCGAAAAAAACUGUCAUUGAAUUGGAUAACAGCCUACCUGCUCCAAAAAAGAUAAAGAUCAGAGACACAGUCAAGAACAGAGAAGUGAGAGUCCAGAUUUUUGGAUGGGUGCAUCGCUGCAGAAGGCAAGGAAAAAACUUGAUGUUUGUAAUUCUUCGGGAUGGAACUGGCUUUCUGCAGUGUGUGAUGGCAGAUAAACUGUGCCAGACAUAUGAUGCUCUUGUCUUAGCCACAGAGUCAGCCAUUGCUGUCUAUGGUACUAUAAGUGAGCUUCCUGAAGGGAAAUCGGCGCCAGACAACCAUGAGAUGAAAGUGGACUACUGGGAAGUGAUUGGAGCAGCCCCAUCUGGUGGAGCAGACAAUUUGCUUAAUGAAGAGGCACAUCCAGAUGUACAGCUGGAUAACCGCCACAUGAUGAUUAGGGGUGAAAAUACUGCAAAGGUUCUGAAGAUGAGGUCUGUCAUCAUCCAAUGCUUUAGAGAUCAUUUCUUCAAUAGAGGCUAUUUUGAAGUGCAUCCACCAACACUGGUGCAGACUCAAGUUGAAGGUGGCUCUACACUUUUCAAACUGGAUUUCUUUGGUCAAGAGGCAUACCUUACACAGAGCUCACAGCUCUACCUGGAAACAGCACUUCCAGCCCUAGGAGAUGUCUUCUGUAUGGCACAGUCAUACAGAGCAGAGCGUUCACGUACUCGUCGUCAUCUUGCUGAAUACACACACUGUGAAGCUGAGUGCCCUUUCAUCACAUUUGAAGACCUUCUGGACAAGAUUGAGGACCUUGUGUGUGAUGUCACCGAGCGAAUUAUAAGUUCUCCUUUUGCCAGCAUUGUCUAUGACCUACACCCUGGAUUUAAAGCUCCCAAGCGUCCUUUCAAACGUAUGAACUACACGGAUGCAAUACAGUGGCUGAAAGAUAACAAUGUCACAAAGGAUGAUGGCACGUUUUAUGAAUUUGGAGAUGACAUUCCAGAAGCCCCAGAGAGGAAAAUGACAGACACAAUAAAUGAACCUAUCCUUCUGUGCCGAUUCCCAGCUGAAAUCAAGUCAUUUUACAUGCCUCGCUGCAAAGAAGACAAACGACUAACAGAAUCAGUGGAUCUGCUAAUGCCUAAUGUUGGAGAAAUUGUUGGAGGAUCUAUGAGGAUAUGGGAUGAAGCACAACUUACAGAGGGAUUCAAGCGUGAAGGCAUUGAUCCUACACCAUAUUACUGGUACAUUGAUCAGCGAAAGUAUGGAUCUUGUCCUCAUGGAGGCUAUGGCCUUGGUGUUGAACGUUUUAUGUGUUGGAUACUUGACCGCUACCACAUUCGUGAUGUAUGUCUGUAUCCCCGCUUUUUGGAUCGGUGUAAGCCUUAAGCAACUCAAGGAGCUCACAUCAUCAUCAGCGCCAGCAAAGACAGUUUUAAGAAGACAAUUAUGAUACUAAUGCUGUGCUUUUUUCCUGGAUCUGCAUUGUUUAUUGCUUCUGUAAAAAGCAGUUUGUUUAUAGCAGUCCGUGGCAAAUAAAGGUUAUCUUCUCAUUUCUAUAAACAGCAAUGGUUCUCUUGAAAGAACACCCAUCUUUUGUUUCUUCAGAGAUCAUUUGUUGUGUAAAGCUCGUCAUUCUUUAUCAAUAGUUCUCUUGAAAGGUAUAAAUCAAAUGAACAGCACUAUUUAUUCAUUUUUGUGGUGAUGAAAGAAACACAUUUGUAAUCUGCCCAAUUUUUGCUCUGCUCUCAUGUUUCUACCAUCACACUAGAAUUUCACGCAAGAUUUCUCUGUCAACUCCCAUUUGAAGAUAUCCAGCAUGAUCUGUAUUUGACACUGCGUUAUGAAAAAGAAAAACUAUGCUCUUUUUUCCUAUCUUUUUAAAGAAUUUUUGGAAGUAGUUGGUAAGUUCACAGAUAUUCUACAAUCAAGUUUAUAUACCAGCAGGCUGUAGCAGUGCUGUUUUUUAUUUGGCAUUUGGUCCUUCACCAUAGUCAAAUGCUCAAAAACUAGUUUUGUGUUGCCUUUGUGUUCUCCGAUAUACCCCGAGCAACAAACUGACACUUUUAUUAAAUGUAUUUAAAAUUGUCUUUAUGUCAAGGAUGUUUAGAGACACCUGGCUUUUAGGAGUUCUGAGUGUCAAGAGCAUAAAUAAUUUAACUGGGGUGACAUGGAAUGCAUUUUUUUAAUGCAUUGGCUUGAUCCAGGCAUCCAAAAGCAUGGUGCUGAAAUUUGUUAAACUGUGUGCAUCAUUCUUCAACUGACCCCAUUGCUGUCAAUCAUUCAGGUGUUUACAGUGUUCUGACCAAUACUGGUUUGAGAAAAAACUUGAAAGGUAAUAGAGGUUUUGUUGAUCGAUCUUGCUGUUGCGCUGUUCUAUUCGUAAUAAAGGCUUUAGAUGUGAAGACA
Pomacea canaliculata is the source of this 2812-nucleotide messenger RNA. Its product is annotated as asparagine--tRNA ligase, cytoplasmic-like. Gene Ontology annotation, molecular function: nucleic acid binding; ATP binding; asparagine-tRNA ligase activity. Bases 122 to 1792 code for a protein of 556 amino acids. The transcript has 18 exons. The record is from RefSeq and is a predicted model, not a curated record. NCBI's taxonomy places the organism in Eukaryota, Metazoa, Mollusca, Gastropoda, Architaenioglossa, Ampullariidae. Gene Ontology annotation, biological process: asparaginyl-tRNA aminoacylation. Gene Ontology annotation, cellular component: cytoplasm.